AUGGCUUUGAAAUCGCAAUCCACUUCCGACAAAAAUGUCUUCUUUGGGAAAAAGAAGUUUCGAUUCCGAGUGCAAGCAAUCGGUGAGGGAGGUUUAUCGCGCGACCAAGAGAUGAUGGGAGGGCUCGGUGGUGAUAUUGGCGCCAGAGACCCGACGGCGGGGGAAAUUGGCUCGAACUUUGGCACGAGCACGUUAGGUCACGCGGAUACGGACCACAUCGUCAAAGCGACUGGGAAAGGGGCGAAGAAGUUGCAGGAUAUGACGCUGUUGAAAAACCGGUCGAUUCAACAGUUACCAGCGGAUGCCACGGCGUGCACGUUAUCGGACGAGGAGAUUUAUAGAAAACAGUGCGUGGAUUGGAAGGUACGACCGAGCAACAAAGAUUCUAUCCCGAGGUUACGAUGGGAGGUGACGACGACGGACGGGGAGAAGUUCGCGGCGAGAUGUCAAGCGGUGGCGAGCGAAGCCGGAUGGCCGGUGGAAACGACCGCGACUGGUGAGAAGGUGUUGGUGGAAGUGCACACGAAAGACGUGAAAGGGUUGACGAUUAACGACUUCAUACUAGCGACGAAGAUUGAAGCGGACGAGGAGGUUGCGGCGAUGAUUGUGAAGAAGGCGAAGGUGGUCAGGAACUGGAUUUAA
Bathycoccus prasinos is the source of this 642-nucleotide messenger RNA. RefSeq lists its product with no specific name. NCBI's taxonomy places the organism in Eukaryota, Viridiplantae, Chlorophyta, Mamiellophyceae, Mamiellales, Bathycoccaceae. The transcript has a single exon. Gene Ontology annotation, biological process: tetrahydrobiopterin biosynthetic process. The record is from RefSeq and is a predicted model, not a curated record. Gene Ontology annotation, molecular function: 4-alpha-hydroxytetrahydrobiopterin dehydratase activity. Bases 1 to 642 code for a protein of 213 amino acids.